Molecule: messenger RNA, 1831 nt
Organism: Manihot esculenta (cassava)
Lineage: Eukaryota; Viridiplantae; Streptophyta; Magnoliopsida; Malpighiales; Euphorbiaceae
Exons: 2
Coding region: 828-1571 (247 amino acids)
Source: RefSeq, a predicted model, not a curated record
UCUAUACUUAAAGAUAAAGGAAGACCAAUCAGAUUUAAAUAUGAUAACAUGAUAAUGCAUUCCUAAGGAUCACAGCUUCAUUUAUUUGCAGAUUAGUUCAUUGAUGAUCUGAAAUCCAAAAAAGGUAGCGUUUAGGUGUGUAUGAGUAUGCUUGGCUGGAAUGGUUCAUGCCUCCUUCUUUUAUUGCCUUUUUUCUGGUCCUCUAGUGAUGCAUAACCGCCAUCUUGCUACAAUGCCACUUGUUGCUAUCACACAGAACCAUACGUAUGGGCGUACCUGCUUGCCCACCCUCGUCGGGCAGCCAUUUAAUUCACUUCUGGCGCUCGUGUUGAUAGGGUCGUGGCGUAGUUGGGCUUGCUCUCCUGCUCCUCAUCACUUCAGAUGAACUGGGUUCCUCUCGGAUGAGUCUGGGCCCCGGUCAGCCCGACCUGCUUCAACCAUAGACUGGGUUGUGUGCUAAUGGGUCAGCUUGCAUAGUGGGCUCUGAAAGGUCUUGGGCCCGGUUCUUAUGCAAGGGCUCGACUGCGGCCCGAGUGCCAAUAGCCCUGCACUCAUCAAGUGCCCCUUUACCUCUUUACCUGCUUAUUAGUUAUCCUAUGAUUAAUGAAAAGGUAAAUUCCAAAACCUCAAUUAUGAUCGUGCGAGCCUAUGGAGGCUCCCUUUAAAACGUCUCUUCUAUGUCUUUACCCAUUUCAAAUUCAUGCUUUCAGUUUUGCUCUAGACUCUUCUUCUUGCUCUGCUUCAGACUCUUCUUCUUGCUCUGCUUCCUCUAAUUUGUCUUUCCUCCUCUCUGCAAAAUUUUCCUGAGGUACGUCUCCAUUUUCCUUAUGGCCACCAUUGGAAUCCCCAAUAUUGUAGGUCUGAGGUCCACGGUCACCCCUUCCACUCUUUCCAACUUUUUCUCCGUGGAAUACAUAGACACCUCCAUCUGUAGGAUUCCUCUUUACAAUGAGAGGAUUGUUCUUCUUGUUCCUCCGUCGAUGGGUUUGAUAGACCCCCAACAAGGUCACAGUUUGAUUUUCUAUGUCAAGCAAUGCGACUUUGGGUUAACCUUUCCUUUCUCCCCCUUCUUUAUCGAGGUCUUUCGUCACUUCGGAGUGACCCCUCAUAUGUUAUCUCCGAAUUUCAUCCUCUUCAUGUGUUCUUUCGAGUCAAUUGGUUUGUCUUGGGGUCUUGUCCCUUCUGUCACUCUAUUUUUCACCUUCUUUUGUUUAGUCCAGGCAAAUCACGGGUUUUACUAUUUUGCUCCUCAGGGAGGGUUGUCUAUCUUCAUGGGGUACAAAGACUCAAUAAAAGGCCAGGCUAAGGCCUUCGUGGUGGUAGAGUUGAAGGAAGGCUUUCGGAUCGACUGGGAUGUUGAUCUCUCCUGGAGGGAGGUUCUCCAAGGCUGUAACGACCUUCCUCAGCUGCCCCUGGUGGACCAGAUCUGCCUUCUUCAACUGACCUCUGUUCAAAGGAAGUAUGAUGUCAAGAAGUGCACGUUCAUGUCUAGUCUUCGGGACUGCCAGGAAGCCGCUUCCACUAUGCCAAUGGAUAAGGUCAAGUUGAUCAGUUGCAGAUGCGAACCGUGAAGUUUUCCAUAUGGUCACUCCCACUAUGGUAGGUCGGACUGCUGUCCCUGCUUCUUCUCGGGUGCUAGUGCCUGUAAGUAAGGACUCUCGGUCUGUGGCCUCUAGGGCCUUACUCAUGGUAAGGCUCCAACCUCAUUGUAAUACCCGGCUAGAUUCCGGUAUCGGAAUUCCUACCGUCCGGUGGAAUCUCGGGUGUCGGAGACUUCUAGAAGGGUAAAACCAUGUUUUUAUAAAAUGUUUUAAUGUAAUUUAUGUUUUUA